Messenger RNA from Mauremys reevesii (Reeves's turtle), 2123 nucleotides. It is a transcript of the gene NAT9, whose product is annotated as N-acetyltransferase 9 (putative). Gene Ontology annotation, molecular function: N-acetyltransferase activity. The coding region runs from base 165 to 794 and encodes 209 amino acids. The transcript has 7 exons. NCBI's taxonomy places the organism in Eukaryota, Metazoa, Chordata, Testudines, Geoemydidae. Gene Ontology annotation, biological process: protein acetylation. The record is from RefSeq and is a predicted model, not a curated record.
UGGGGAGACCCCGUUCCCUGCUAGGGCUAGAUCCUCCCCCGGGGCUGGGUGUCCCCCUCAAUUGCCACCCAUCCCUACUGGGGGCUGGAGGCUGCCCGUUUCCUUCCGCCUCCCCUCCUGCGGCGGGGGCGGUGUCCCCCGCGGCUCGGUGCGGGUUGAGGACUAUGAAGAUUAACCAGAACACAGUCUUACAGGGGAAGAAGGUGACCCUGGUACCAUACACCUCUGCUCAUGUAGCCCGGUACCAUGAGUGGAUGAAAUCGGAGGAGCUACAGCGACUGACCGCAUCCGAGCCAUUGAGCCUGGAGCAGGAGUAUGAGAUGCAACGCAGCUGGCAGGAGGAUGCAGAUAAAUGCACAUUUAUUGUACUGGACACUGAGAGGUGGUCUGGGCACGCAGGUACCGAGGAGGAUUGCAUGGUGGGGGAUGUGAACCUGUUCCUCACAGAUAUGGAGGAUCCAACAGUGGGAGAGAUUGAAGUCAUGAUUGCAGAGCCCAGCUGCCGUGGCCAAGGGUUUGGCAAGGAGACAACUCUGAUCAUGAUGUUUUAUGGAGUAACAAAGCUGGGAAUUACCAAAUUUGAGGCUAAGGUCGGACAGGAAAAUGAAGCUAGUAUCUCCAUGUUCAAAAAGCUUCAUUUUAAGGAGGUUGCCGUGAACAGGGUCUUCCAGGAGGUGACAUUGAAACUGGAUGUGAAUGAGCAGCAGAGACAGUGGCUCCUGGAGCAAACUAACCAUGUGGAGGAGAAAAAGUAUAGUGCAUUGAACCUACAGACCCGUGCCUCUGAGACCUGACACCUCUUCCAGAGGCAGGCAGUCCACACCCCUGCUAAGUCUCCAGGGAGGAAGGGUUUGACAACAUUACUGAAUGCAAGUAUGGAAAACACCUUGGUCCCAAGAGUGACUCAGCCAACAAACUGCUUUGUUAUUACUCCACAUACCUCGUGUACAACCUGUGAAAUGCUGAUCUUCCACUGCAAUCGCGACAGAGCAUCUACAGCGGCAUUCCUCUGAAAUAGUGCCUGGAAGCUGGCAUGAAUGAACAGAUGCUAACAGGUUAAGCAUAGACGUACAUCUUGACUGGGAAUGGCCCUUUUAGCCACAAAGCUCCCUCUGUCCUGUUCUAGGAAGGAACUGUCUACACCUCCAGGGCCUAUAAACUUUAGUGAAUUGACCAGCAAUGCUGUCAGUCUGUGGAUGAGCAGAGUAGAUUGGGUUCCUAGCUAAAACCCCACCAUCCUUAGCAGAGUUCCUAGUGUCACAAAUGAAGUCUGAGCCACAGGAGACUCUGGCCUGCUUUGUCACACAAACUGACACGUACAAUGUGACAACAUGAUCUGGUACGUAAAGUAGCUCGGUUGCCAUCCUUGGCUGGUAAAGUCGUGGUUACAAGAUUUAAAAAAAAAAAAUAAAGUACGUAAGACUUAAACCAGUGGGGCUGUCCAUGGAUCUGCUAGACAAGUUGUUACUAUUCCAGGUACUGCAGGCACCAGGCUUUCCCCUCCUGGCCUCUGUGCUUAGUCCUGGGGUGCCACCAUUGGCGGCUGCCCCGCCAUCCACCUGUGCAUGCUGAAACCCAUUGUGUAGCUUGUGCUCACAGUAACCAAGAACUGUGACAGCUUAAUAGGAGAGGCCGAGACAACUAAGAUGUGAGAGGGGUUGAGUGCCCUCCUCUCCCACUGAAGUGAAUUUGAGUUGUGGGUACUUGAUAAGGGACACCUGGCUGAUUUCCCUUGAGCCAGCAAUGGUAACCUACAACAUUUCUAAAAGGUUAGGAACUAAUGUGCUAAACUGCCAGCAUGUAAAAAGAGGGCAAUCAAAGAGGAUGGAAUCAGAGUACUAAAUUACCUCUGUGCAUCAGACUUCACCAGAGGAUGAUUUUGGAUGGGUAGAAAUGCCUGUCUCAGUGCUGCUUGGUACAGGUACUGAAAAAGGGCCACUGCUGUGUCAGGGAAUCCAUAAAAAGGUGAGUGAGGAAAUUAAAUUGCACAGAGGAUGUAAAGAAUAAAGCAGCUGAUCUGCUACGAUGCUUAUUUAAAACCAUCUACAUUACAAGACAACUGGAGAAUGGCUAACCUGGAACCCAGCCUCUAAGCGAGCAAUAAAUAAAACCUGUGGAACUGA